This is a messenger RNA of Pomacea canaliculata, 1234 nucleotides long. RefSeq lists its product as uncharacterized. The transcript has 6 exons. Lineage: Eukaryota; Metazoa; Mollusca; Gastropoda; Architaenioglossa; Ampullariidae. The coding region runs from base 56 to 1129 and encodes 357 amino acids. The record is from RefSeq and is a predicted model, not a curated record.
CCUACCUGCUCUGCCCAGAGAAUCAUCCAAAUGUGAGACAACAGAAAACAUCAAGAUGGACAGACAGCUCUUUCUUUGGUGGCUGUUGAGUUUUUCAUGCUGGAUAAAGACGGGAAAAAGUAGCAUGCUCGGAUGUGCCCCAAUUGAUACAAAACACACAUCGUAUGAAGAGGUUUCAGUGUCAGAGAACACACCAGCCGUCUUUAGUCAAAAAGUUACUCCAGCAGCCAGCGAGACUUUUGAAGACUCAAGCUUUAAUGUUGAAAUAAAAUUGUGUGAAAAGGAAACAUACCACAUUGUUUGCAGGUGCCGUUGGAUAUCUGAUAGUAAUGGUGUGUGUAAAAAUCAAACAAUUUCUUCCGUCUGCGAGGCCGACAAAUCAGAAAUGCGCUUCACCUUGUUUGUAAAGCGAAGCUAUAGUGACGUCAUGUGGGAGCUCUUCAGACAGAACUCUACUCCACUUGUACUCAAGCACUCAAAGCUCCGAGUCACCUAUCCUCCAACAAUCACAGCGCUGCGUUUGAAUGGACGAGAUGUUAAUGGGACUGAGUAUGUUUCCGAGAAUCAGGAGGUCAGCAUCUCGUGUUCCUUUAUCAAUGGAAACCCUGCAGUUAGCAUUCGCCUAGUGGACGGCAAAGGGAGCACACUGAGUUCCACAAGACUCAAAGAGGGACCACUCGUGCUGUCGCGAGAUUUUCACUGCAACGAUGUGAGGCUGACCAUCGGAUGUGAGGCGCCGGGGUCGGAGCUGAACCGAUCUGUGACCAUUCUUGUCAAAUGUUUGCCUGAGUUGUCUCCCAUAUCUACUCAAGUCUUAGAUUUAGCGAGAAUCGUAGGUGAAAAAUUAACAUUUCGAAUGAAAUCCUACACUAGCAAUAUAAGAAAAUGUCAGAUGACCAAGUUGCCCCCGCAGCCUAUCACGAAGGAAGUGGCAUGCAGUGUGAGUGGAAGUGUCCCGGAACUUAUCUUGACGUUAAGUCUUUCAACCGAAUCUUGGAUUGGACAAGGGAUUUGGAUGCUACACGUCGUGACAGAGAUAGGAAAUUCGAACAUUAGCUUUGGCCUCAUCGACAGUUCAGUUAACGGUCGGAAGCCUGAAUUGAUUGAUGGCUUAGGCGAGUUUUGCUGAAGUGUUGUCGAUCCCUCUUUCUCCGGAGAUGCUAACAGCAGCCUUUUAGAAGCUGACAAGGCUUGUACCUGAGGGUGUCCAGUCACUUAAUCCCCAGACACUUCA